GUAGUAUCUCAUCAUACAAACAGCUUAUUAUUAUGACCGGUGUCACUCAAUCCCAAGUUGAUCGGUUAAUUAGCGAACUGGGACCUCAUGUAGAUACAGAAGAACACCGUGUAGGACUUGGCUUGAAGGUGUAUGGAUGGUUUUUGAAAGCUAAACCUGAAUAUAUUCCCAAAUUCUCAAGACUUCAAGGUCUCGAUGAAAGCAACUUUGCGCAAUCAGAAGGAAUUAAAUAUUACGCAAGGACCCUGAUUGACGCACUUGUGCCAAUAUUGCAAGCAGCAGCUAAUAAGAAUGAAUUGGACAAGCUGUGUUUGAAUGAAGCUGUCCUACACCGAACUCGUCAGGUAUCGGAAGAAACCUUCAAGAAUUCGCUGCCGAUAUUUUUAGACAUUUUUGACUACUAUUUGGAAGAUCCGGAGAACAAGGAAACAAUGAGGAAAAUUUUGAAAUACGUAUUUCCGGCAAUCGGUACUCAGAUAUAGACAAGCGAUAGUCAAACUUUUUAUAAAAUGAAUGCGAUCCAUCGGAACUGACAAUGAAUGAAUUUGUACAGGAUGGUCUUAAAAUUACUCAGUUGCUGAUUACCUUAAACUGCUCAGUAUGGAACAAUAAAAACACUACCCAGUAAUUUUUUUAAAGAUAAUUAUGGAACUUUAUUUGGUUUCUUUUUGCUGCUUCAUAAUUGUGCGAUAAUUCGAGAGGUAGAAACUUGUUUGUUAUGUGGAGAAAACAUCAAUCUGAAAUAGUUGCAAUAAUAAUAAUAGAA
Molecule: messenger RNA, 766 nt
Organism: Trichobilharzia szidati
Lineage: Eukaryota; Metazoa; Platyhelminthes; Trematoda; Strigeidida; Schistosomatidae
Source: the annotation of a GenBank genome assembly